Misgurnus anguillicaudatus (oriental weatherfish) is the source of this 2635-nucleotide messenger RNA. RefSeq names its product ankyrin repeat and BTB (POZ) domain containing 1 (gene abtb1). Gene Ontology annotation, molecular function: protein binding. NCBI's taxonomy places the organism in Eukaryota, Metazoa, Chordata, Actinopteri, Cypriniformes, Cobitidae. Gene Ontology annotation, cellular component: cytoplasm; ubiquitin ligase complex. The record is from RefSeq and is a predicted model, not a curated record.
CUUGUUUUUUCCAGAACCAUCGGUGUCUGUAGCCUGUUAAACAGGCCGUUUCAAUGCAUUUCAGAGGAUCUUUAUCACCGCGCAGAUGGACGCUUUUGAUUUGUUUUCAAGCUGCAGAAAGGGCGACAUUGCCAGAGUCAGGUAUCUGGUUGAGCAGAGGGAUGUAGAGCUGAACAUCAGAGAUAAAUGGGACAGUACACCUCUGUAUUAUGCAUGUCUCUGUGGACAUGAAGAACUGGUGCAAUACCUGCUCGCCAACGGGGCAAAAUGCGAGGCGAACACGUUUGACGGCGAGCGCUGCCUGUACGGGGCGUUGAGCGACCCCAUCCGCUGCCUGCUCAAGGAGUACAAGCGUAUCACAGCUAAAGCCAUGCAGAGAGAUUACUACGACCAGUUCCUACAGACACUUUUGGAGCAGGGUAACUACAGUGAUGUGACGUUUAUGGUGCACGGAGAGAUGUUCAAAGCCCACCGCUGUGUCCUGAGCGCCCGGUCCGAAUAUUUCGCUCACAUGCUGGAGACCAAGUGGAAGGGAAAGAGUGCCAUUCCUCUUAAACAUCCACUGGUGAAUCCUGCUGCGUUCGCCGCAAUCCUGCAGUAUUUCUACACUGGCCGUUUGGACAUCGAUGUGAAUUAUGUAGAGGACUGUAAGCGUCUGGCCAAACAGUGCAAGAUCAGCGAGCUCAUUGAAGAACUGGAGGUGAAGUGCAAACAGGUGUAUGAGUUUGUGUCAAGUAAGCCGGGCACAUGUGUAAAGGUGUUGACUUUAGACCCUCACAACUUUCAGCUUCAGGAUGGGAUGGCUCUUUUGGCUGACAGUGCUCUUCCAGAUGAACUAAGGGUUGGAUAUGGUCAGCUUCCUUUCGACCUAACUGACAGUUUUCCGAGUUAUCCUGACAUCUGCUUCCGGGUGGAUGGAUAUGAUUUCCUGUGUCACAAGGCAUUUUUCUGUGGACGCAGUGAUUAUUUUAAGGCAUUGCUGGAAGAUCACUUUAGUGAAGGUGAAACACUGCAGGCUCAUCCUGGUACUCCUGUGAUCACCCUGCAUGAUGUGUCACAUGAUCUGUUUACUAGAAUCCUCUAUUACAUCUACAGCGACAACACUCAGCUGUCUCAUGAGAACGUCUAUGAGGUUUUGUGCGUAGCUGAUAUGUACCUGUUGCCCGGUCUGAAGCGUCUGUGCGGCAGAACUCUGGCUGCUCUGCUCAAUGAGGAAAACGUGCUGCAAGUGUGGAAGACGGCAAAACUUUUCCGGCUCUCACGUCUGGAAGACCAGUGCACAGAAUACAUGGCCAAGAUUAUUGAACGACUUGUGGAAAGACCUGAGUUUGCAGAUAUGAUCAGAGAAGAUGCCGGGAAUGUGGCCGCCAGGCAGGAAACUGAUUCGAUCCCACUAGUGGAUGAGAUCCGUUUCCACAUCGCCAGCAACGUUCAGACGUACAGCGCCAUCGAGGAGGCCAACCAGAAACUCAGUGCCCUUGAGCUCCUGCUGGCCAGCAUUGGUCUCGAGUGCUAAGAAAAAGAGAAAGAGAUGAAAAUGACACAGAAAAAGCUUUUACACAAUAAAUGCUCCCAUGCACAUUAAACAAUGGUCUGUAGCAAACAAUAGCAGUAAGACGCUACAGAUACUAAGGGUGCAUGCAUUGUAGUGGCAAGCUGUUGUUUUUGCUGGUGUGAUUUGAUAUAGCAUUGUGUUGGUCCUUUACACUGCAUAGAGAUGAAUCCAAGUUGUGAGAUGAGACCGAGUUUAUAAUCACAGCAGCAGUGAGUGUUGUGUUACAGGACAGCAUCGUCUGUGAUGUCAUGAUGAUGUUGGGGCGCGUGCCGUUCUUUCUUCCAGAUUCAUUGUGUAGCAGAAUACAAAGCUUUACAGAGAGGUUUGGUUUUGCAGAUGCUGAGCACAAACAUGAGUGCUUCAUUGGUCUAUCACUUACAGCAUAGAUACAAAGUCAAGUAAAAUAGGAUUGAAAUGUUUGUAUAGACUGCAAGAUUUGUUUAAAUGCAUUUGAAGAGGAAUUAAGGAAAGACUUUGCUUUAACAUUUCUGAACUCCAAAAAAUAUCGCAGUCUCAUGUUUUGUUGUGAUUGGAGUGACAGCUAUAUACUUGAUAUACGAAGGAUUUCAUUUGGAUUUUUCUGGUAUUUAUGUGAUAGAUGACUGCUUAUGUAUUUACGCUCAUUCUUCCAGCACUUAUAUUAACAUUUCUCUAGCAUUGCAUCCAAAGAUUUAGACAUCAAUCUUCAACAAUAAUUUUGAGUUCUCUCCAAUCCUGCUUACUUCCUACACCAAAACAUUUAGCUUGUCUACUUUUUCUUACAAUGAUUUGAUUUUAUUUCAUGGUCUUUUAUUUGUUCUGUUUUAGGGUGCUCUUAUAAGUCACAUCUGCAUGAUGUGGUUUAAAUCGACAGCAUUUGAGUAGCAGCACUUUGUAUAAGCGCAGCUUUAUGUUACUGAACGAUGUGCUGAUGUGAAUUCCCACAAAGGCACUUAAUGUGUAAGAGCAUUUAUGAGUGCCAUAAAUGUUAUUGUUUACUAUCGGAUACAUUGACAUUUCCUUUCGUGUGACAUUAUGUGGGAUACUGCGACAGGAUGUACAUAGAUGAGCAAAAAAUAAAUAAUAUUUAAUUAUGUCAUA